Messenger RNA from Planococcus citri (citrus mealybug), 3242 nucleotides. RefSeq names its product bubblegum (gene bgm). The transcript is spliced from 18 exons. Gene Ontology annotation, molecular function: long-chain fatty acid-CoA ligase activity. Gene Ontology annotation, cellular component: membrane; endoplasmic reticulum. The record is from RefSeq and is a predicted model, not a curated record. Bases 234 to 2378 code for a protein of 714 amino acids. NCBI's taxonomy places the organism in Eukaryota, Metazoa, Arthropoda, Insecta, Hemiptera, Pseudococcidae.
UCAGUCUCAUGUAGAUACCUACCUGUUAGUGUACCUAUAUAAACGUCGUUUAGGUAUUAGGUUGUUCGAUCGUGUAUCAUAAAUAGUUCAUCAGUGAUCGUAUAAUAUUGUGUUCAUUCAAUUUUUUUUUUCGACCGGUAACAAAUUUAAUAAUUCAGUGUCGUAUAACUUUAUGUUUUUCUAACUUGAACUGUAACAAUUGGAAAUACUCGUGAAAAGCAGGUCUAUUCAAAAUGGGGAGCACCGAUACAACCAUUCUACAAAACGGAGACAGCAUCCAUCAAAACGGAAAGAUUACCCAAAAUGGAAACGUAGAAAAUUUCAAAAAUAUCGAUUUGAAAGAAAUUAAUGGUGGAAAUACGAAAAUUGAAAAUCCCAAUAAUGAUGUCGAAAACGAAAUAAGAAUAGAAUACAAUUGGCCAAGUGGGACAGGACCUGAUAAACUAAGACCUACUGAUAACAUACACACUUCUGUGCCCGACGGAUGCGUUAAAAUAAGAAAUUCUUUCGAAAUCGACACGAAGCCUAUAUCCGUCCCAACAUUAGUAAAUGAAGCUGUGGAAAGAUGGGGAGAUUUACCUGCUCUAGGAACGAGAAUAGAAGGAGCCGGAUGGGAUAUCGUGAAUUUCAGGCAAUACCGCGAAGAUGUUCGAACCGUAGCCAAAGCUUUUAUAAAAUUAGGUUUAGAACGUUAUCAUUCAGUAUGUAUUCUGGGAAUGAACUCGAAAGAAUGGUUCUACGCAGAUAUAGGAGCCAUCCACGCUGGCGGUUUUGCAGCCGGAAUUUACACCACGAAUUCACCAGACGCCUGUUUACAUUGCCUGAAAACGAGUUACGCCAACAUCGCGGUUGUUGAGAAUGAUAUGCAGUUACAGAAAAUUUUGAAAAUCCGUGACCAAGUACCUGAUCUUAAAGCAAUUAUUCAAUACACAGGCAAACCCAGUGAUUCGUCAGUAUUAAGCUGGCAAGAUUUGAUGGAUAUUGGGAGCAAAGAAUCUGAUGAAAAAUUAGACGAAAUAAUCGACUCGUUAGCUGUGAAUGAAUGUUGCUCUCUAUUGUACACAUCAGGAACCACCAGCUUACCAAAGGCAGUAAUGUUAAGUCAUGAUAAUUUGAUAUUCAAUGCGAAAAUGGCAGCUAAAUAUUUAGACAUGGAACCGGGUAAUGAGAGAAUUCUAUCAUAUCUUCCACUUAGCCAUGCUGCUGCUCAGGCUGCUGAUUUAUUUAUGGGCCUUGUCUGCGGAGGUUGCGUUUAUUUUGGCGAUAAAAAUGUAUUAAAAGGAUCAAUGGUGGAUAACCUAAAAGCUAUGAAACCUACGAUUUUAUUCGGUGUUCCCAGAGUAUGGGAAAAAAUUAAAGAAGGUUUGGAAACAGCUGAAAAAAAAUCAUCCAGAGUCAAACAGUUUCUCUUCUAUCACGCCAGAGCAGCAGGUCUCGCUCAUUACAAAGCUGUAUCGGAGGGUUAUGUGGGAGAAUCAUUCUCGUAUAAAUUUUUCAAACGUUUAGUCUACGGAAAAGUUAAAGAAGCUUUGGGUUUUGAUCAAUGUCGAACAUAUUUAUCAGGAGCUGCGCCCAUACCAACCGAAGUCAGAGAAUUUUUAACCAGUCUUGAUAUGCCUGUGACAGAAGCCUACGGAAUGUCAGAAACUAGCGGCGGACAUUUUAUUAGUAAAUCUCCGGAUCUUGACUUAAACGCUAUUGGUAGAACUUUCCCUGGAACUCGCUCGAAAAUUGAUCAACCUGACGAAAAUGGAAACGGAGAGAUUUGUAUGUAUGGAAGAAACGUGUUCAUGGGAUACUUGAACGACCCCGAAAAAACUGAAGAAGCUUUAGAUUCCGAUGGAUGGCUGCAUUCUGGAGAUCUUGGAAAAAUUAACAAAAAUUCGUUCCUACAAAUAACUGGAAGAAUAAAAGAGCUGAUAAUUACAGCUGGUGGGGAGAACGUAGCUCCUGCUUUAAUUGAAUUAGCCGUAAAAACUGAAAUACCCAUAAUUAGUCAAGCUGUCAUUAUAGGAGAUCGUCGUAAAUAUCUUUCUAUGUUGGCAACAUUAAAAUGCGUGAUAAACAUGGAAACAGGAGUACCACAAGACGAAUUAUCACCCGAAUCCAAAGUGUGGUUGAAAUCAAUUGGAGCCAGUCAAUAUAAAACCGUUUCAGAAAUUGUUGAGAAGAAACCUGCUGAAGUGUACAAAGCCAUCGAAGAGGGAAUUAAACGUGUAAAUGAUAAUGCAAUUUCUCAAGCUCAAAGGAUACAAAAGUUUACCAUUCUUCCAAAAGAUUUUUCACUAGCCACCGGAGAAUUAGGACCAACCAUGAAAGUUUUAAAACGUAUUGUCUUCGUUAAAUACGAAAAAGAAAUUGAAGAACUGUACCAGUAACUACUAUUUUUAAGGAGCAAUAACAUGAUUUUUUUCAAUUUUCCGCAAAACUGUUUUAUAUUCAUUUGCUUAAGUUAAUCUUAAUAGGUACCCAUGUUUUUUUCUCCUGAGCAAGUUCGUAUUUGAAAUUUUUAUCCAAAGAUUUACCAGACAUUUCAAUCUUUUUUUAUUCAUUUUGUAAUUGGAAUCUUAAAUGAAAACCCCUACUGGCUAAUUGAAUUUUUUCUUCAAUUUUACUGGAUAUCAUACACUUAUGUUUUUAACUUACCUACCUAGAAACUUAUCUGUAAGCUUUUUUGCGUAAAUAUCAAAUAGAUAUACCGCGUCAUAUCAAACAAAAAACUCCCUUCUUGCUCUCUACUGAAAAUUAUUAAUGUUUUAAUGAUAAAAAAUUGCAAGAAUUUUAUGAUGCCUUCAGAUGAUUUAUCUGUAUCUAAUUACGUACAUGCUAAGAUUGAUAAGUACUUCAACAUGUGAAAUGUGUCGUACCUAAAAUUGCAUACCAACUCCACUUACCAAACAUUUUUUGUUUUUUUCUACCAGUUUUUAACAUUUUACGCUACACGUACGUUUUCAUAAAGAUCAUUAAGUAAUUGUAAUAAACAGAUCAAGCAAAGAUCACAGAUGAAGAAUUUUUCCCGAUUUCUCUAGUUCGAAAUCAUCUCGACCUCGAGUAAUUAUUGCGCUGGAUGGAGAAAUUGAAAGGGUUGCGAAUUAUUCGUGUCAUGUCAGAUUAGGUUGCUUUUGAAAGGAUGGGACAAGUUCCAACAUAACAUAGACCUUGUUUAUUUUAUUACCCGUAGUUAUGAAUUCGUGUUGACGAUUGUUAAUUUUGAAUUGGUAAUAAAAAUUGUUGGAUCGAGA